Messenger RNA from Triticum urartu, 565 nucleotides. NCBI's taxonomy places the organism in Eukaryota, Viridiplantae, Streptophyta, Magnoliopsida, Poales, Poaceae. The record is from RefSeq and is a predicted model, not a curated record.
GCUUCCUUUUUACUAGACGCGCUAGCUCUCAAGCUUUCGUCCCGAUACAUGCAGUAGUGGCCGCAGGAGAAGCCCCCGUGCGUUGUGUCCUCGCUCAUCGCCAGGCAGAGGGCACCUGAAAACAGUUGCGUAUCAGCUGCUCACCGAUCAUUCUCGCGGUUCUGGCAGUACUUGCGCCAAUCUCACUGGGUAAUUCACCGACCCUCCGACGAAGCCAGCAGCUUGUGCUUGAAGAGAGUAGGGAUCGAUGGGGAUCAUCAACUGGGUGCAGAAUCGUCUGAACACCAAGCAGGAGAAGAAACGAUCCGCCGCCGCCGCCGCCGCGGGCGCGAGCUCGGUUCGCAAUGCCCCGGUCCGGGAGAAUAGUUGCCGCGGCCAGGCCGACGACGAACUCCCCGGAGACUGGAGCAUGCUCUCCAUCGGAACCCUCGGCAACGAGCCCACGCCAGCGCCGGCGCCAGAUCAGGCGGUGCCGGACUUCACCAUCGAGGAGGUGAAGAAGCUGCAGGACGCGCUGAACAAGCUACUCAGGCGCGCCAAGUCUAAGUCCAGCUCCCGCGGCUCC